This is a messenger RNA of Trichoderma citrinoviride, 807 nucleotides long. Its product is annotated as translation initiation factor eIF3 subunit. The coding region runs from base 1 to 807 and encodes 268 amino acids. Lineage: Eukaryota; Fungi; Ascomycota; Sordariomycetes; Hypocreales; Hypocreaceae. Gene Ontology annotation, molecular function: translation initiation factor activity. Gene Ontology annotation, cellular component: cytoplasm; eukaryotic translation initiation factor 3 complex. The transcript is spliced from 3 exons. The record is from RefSeq and is a predicted model, not a curated record.
AUGCCUCCCAAGAAGUGGGAAGACGAAGAGAGCGAUGGCGGCAACGACUCUGCCCCCGGUUCCCCCAUCAUAACCGGCGCCCGUCGACGCCAGUUUGAGGACGAAGAAGACGAGGGCGAUGUCCUCGACUCCUGGGACGCCGCCGAAGACUCCGAGGUCGAGCGCGAAAAGGCACGCAAGGCCGCCGAGGCCAAGGAAAAGGCCGCCGCUGCCGCCGCCGCCGCGAAGAAGCCCAAGUCCCAGCGCAUCGCCGAGCACCGCGCCGAGCGCGCCCGCCUCCAGGCCGAGGACGAGUCGGAGAGCGAGGAGGAGACGGAGGCCCAGCGCCGCGAGCGGCUCCGCCGCACCGAGCAGGACGCCGACCUGAAGCACGCCGAGGACCUGUUUGGCAGCAUCGGCAUCAGCGACGGGCGCAAGGCCAACCCGUCGGGCACCAUGAUUCCGGACCCCAACAACCCGACCAACCUCAUCAACCUCGCCGCGGUGCCCGUCUUCAACCCCCAGACCAAGGCGCAGUUUGAGAAGAUGAGGGCGCUGCUCACGCCGCUCAUCACCGCCAACAGCAAGAAGGCUCACUACGGCCUCUUCCUCGAGGAGUUUGCCAAGGAGCUGGUCAAGGAGCUCAACAGCGACCAGAUCAAGAAGAUUGCCAGCGCCCUGACCCGCGCCAGCAACGAGAAGCUCAAGGAGGAGAAGUCGGGCGACAAGAAGAAGACCAAGGCUGCCAAGACCAAGACUUCGCUGGUCACUACCCGCGCCAAUGCUGCCGACACGGCCACCUAUGACGAUGACGCUUUUGGAGAGUAA